Molecule: messenger RNA, 501 nt
Organism: Echinostoma caproni
Lineage: Eukaryota; Metazoa; Platyhelminthes; Trematoda; Plagiorchiida; Echinostomatidae
Source: the annotation of a GenBank genome assembly
AUGGAUCCUUUAAGUCAAACGAUAUAUGUGGUUCGCGGCAAGCAUCAUCCCAGUCUUUUCAUGCGCAAAUGUUGGACUGGGCCCGCUGUUUGGAUCAACUCGUUCAAGCCCGAACUCCCAACCGAUCGGAUACAAUUUCAGUGGCAGAACAAAUGGCGUCCAGUCGAUAGUCGGAUUCUGCCAUUCAAUACGGUUCAAGAGGCUGCAACUGUUGUGCAUUCCUCCUCCACACUUGCGCCACCUAAAUUGUCCGACGGGGAACACCUGUCAACUAUGUUACCCGGAGAAACGUCUGAAGCGAAACGAAAUAUUGGGCCGUGUUUGGUGAUCGAACUGGCUGAACCAAUGCGCUGCGUUGCCCCGGGUCAGUGGGCUGCUCUCUACGAUGGAAAUUGUUGUAUCGGUGGAGCUGUGAUUUGCGGUUCGAUCAGUUUGUGGGAUGAAGGACAGCGCGAACCGUACACCGACUGGAAACUAACUAAUUAUGAGCUCCAUUAUUAG